Molecule: messenger RNA, 483 nt
Organism: Paramecium sonneborni
Lineage: Eukaryota; Ciliophora; Oligohymenophorea; Peniculida; Parameciidae
Source: the annotation of a GenBank genome assembly
AUGUCUUCUAUAAAUCCAUCUUAAUUGAGUCAUUCAUUUGCAAGAUUCCCAUUGCAAAGUUCAAUAAUGAGUGUUGAAGAAUAGAGUCCACAAUUUGCUGCUUAAUUGGCUUAAAGCUAAUUUUACAUUUAAGAGGACUCCCGCUUUUUAGAAGAAGAGAAUACUAAGCAUUUGAAUCAAAUGAUCUAAUAACAAUAAAAAUAAAUAGAAUAAUAAAUAGGGCAUAAAAGAAUGAGUUCAUGGCAAUAAUAAAAAUCACCUCAAUAAUAGUCCCAAAGUAAAUCUCAAUGCACAUCACCUCUAAGAUAAUAAUUUCGAUAAGAAGAACCUCAAAUAUAUUAUCAUUAACCGUAUUAACCUUGUCCUUGUGAAUUAGAAUAAUUAUGGGAAGAAUUCUUAUAAAUGAGGAUGAUGUAGAGAUAAUUUAGGAGACAAACUUAGCAAUGUUGUCAUCACUAAAGAGGCCCUUUUAUGCCUUAUUGA